CUUUCGCGCGAGGAGGAGGAAAUGCUGGCGUCGCUGACGGCCAAGGCAAACGCCAUCAAGAUGCUGCACUCGCGGAUCCAGCUCAUCACGACCUAUCUGCAGCGUUUGCCGACUUCAUUUAUCUAUGGCGAUGCUCAAGACGGAGGUGCUACUUCGGAUGAGGAGAGCAUGGACACGGACCCCAACAACACCAUCCCGUCGCUCAAUAUACUCCGACAGAUCCAGGCCCUGGUCAGCCGCCUCGGCCUCGUCAUCCCGUCCGACAGGGAGGCAUUUAAUAGGGAAGUCCAGAGCGAGACCAACAACGUGCAUCUCCUCGGCCUCUUGAACUCCAUCAUGCAGGGCGUCGUGCAGGCAAAGGAUGUGGGCAGGAAAUUUCACGCCAUUGAGGCGAGCAAGGUUGCGGCGAGGCGCGGGACGGUGGAGUAUUCGACUGGAUCGUCGUUUAGUAUUUCUGGGACGGGAGAUUUGCACGUCUGA
Messenger RNA from Trichoderma citrinoviride, 480 nucleotides. RefSeq lists its product as hypothetical. Gene Ontology annotation, cellular component: COP9 signalosome. The record is from RefSeq and is a predicted model, not a curated record. The transcript has a single exon. Lineage: Eukaryota; Fungi; Ascomycota; Sordariomycetes; Hypocreales; Hypocreaceae. The annotation marks the transcript as partial.